AUGUGCCCUGUCCAUACACUACAGUACGCUUGGCGACCGCAAAGGCAUGACUUACUCAACCAACCCAACAUCCCUCACAUUCACAAUGGAGCCCUGCACUUAGAUUUAGUCAUGCGCAGACACGUCAAGGCCGUCAAUGCAUACAAUUCAGCUCAUCGUAACGUAAUUGCCCAAUUGAGCUUAGCAAAUCGUGAACAAUCACAUUUUAACGCAUGGCACCCGGUCAGCUUACGCUCAGAGCAAAUGGACAAUCAGGAAUCUAUGCCCUUGGAGUGGAAUGCCACUGUACGAGUACAUAACCCAACAUCCGUCACUGUCUUUGGUGGUGGCCCGGGCGUACAAUACGAUGUGUCCGCCGUCCACCCAUUCAUUCAAAGUCGCUACUCUCCCUUUUGCUUAAUCACGAGAUCACCCGAGGCCCUGGACAAAGGUUCCGUUGUGACUUUCUCCGGACUGGUUGUGUCCCUGGGUCCGAGUGGCGCUACAAUGGUCAAUACGGAGGUCCUGGGCAUGGCUGAGCCUUUAGCUUUGCGUGCGUUGGGUAUCACAGUGGAUCAAGUUCAUGUUGUCGGUCGUGGCAGAAUUCACUUCUGUCAACCGCUACACAAAGAGCCCAAUUUAAGGGGCUGGUGGAUCCUGACGGUUACCCACAAUGCGUGGGUCGAGGGCUCCGUAAAGUUCGGGCGUUUCGUAGACUUCCAUGUGAAAUACGUUGACAAUACUGGGUUAAUCUCAGGUCUGGCCAAUCGUGACAGUCCGGAAAGUUUAACUGUUGAAUGCAAGGGAACGCUCAUGCAGUAUGCUCAAGAUGUACAUCAGUGGGUGGUCAUUGUUUCUAGCAUCAUUACAGUGUAG
This is a messenger RNA of Melampsora larici-populina 98AG31, 855 nucleotides long. RefSeq lists its product as uncharacterized. The record is from RefSeq and is a predicted model, not a curated record. The transcript is spliced from 6 exons. Bases 1 to 855 code for a protein of 284 amino acids. NCBI's taxonomy places the organism in Eukaryota, Fungi, Basidiomycota, Pucciniomycetes, Pucciniales, Melampsoraceae.